Venustampulla echinocandica is the source of this 2076-nucleotide messenger RNA. RefSeq names its product Cyclin. Gene Ontology annotation, biological process: regulation of cyclin-dependent protein serine/threonine kinase activity. Gene Ontology annotation, cellular component: cyclin-dependent protein kinase holoenzyme complex; nucleus. The coding region runs from base 1 to 2076 and encodes 691 amino acids. Lineage: Eukaryota; Fungi; Ascomycota; Leotiomycetes; Helotiales; Pleuroascaceae. The record is from RefSeq and is a predicted model, not a curated record. Gene Ontology annotation, molecular function: cyclin-dependent protein serine/threonine kinase regulator activity; protein kinase binding. The transcript has 2 exons.
AUGAAUGGCCGCGAAGAUGAUUCGCCGCCCUACAUCGCCCUCUACGGAAACGGCCACGGCCCAUACAGCUCCUCAAUAGCCUCCUCAGCCUCGUCCUCCUCCGCCUCCGUCUGGUCCGAUUCCGCCUCCCAGUCAUCGGACGACUCCUCAGUUACCAGCACCUCCGAUUCCGAACCCGCGGAGACGUAUAACUGCCCACCUUCAUUUGUGGCGGCCACCAACGCCUGCGAAAAAGAGAUAUCGGUCGCAACGUACUGGCCCAAGAAACAUAAAUCUACCCAGCUCCCACCCCAACAGCAGCGACAGCACCCAAGAAGAACGAGCGCGGAAACCUCGCUCCCGAGAUGCCCCCCCUCGUUAGUCCGCCAAAGCGACCGAAAGGUCAGCUUCGUCGAUAGCCUCGUCGAUUCUUCCGCCCAGAUUGUUGAAGCCAUCUGGCCGCUGUCGUCCGUUGUUUGUAGAAACGAUAUAGGUAAUAAGGGUGUUCUUCCGCUCCGCACAUUCAUUCAGGAGACGCUGCGCAGAUCAAGAACAAGUUACUCGACCUUGCAGGUUGCGUUGUACUACCUGAUCCUGAUUAAGCCGCAUGUGCCCAAGCAUGAUUUCACGAUGGAGCAACCCGAUGAUGCGCACUCGAUCCGCGCUCUGCAAUGUGGUCGACGAAUGUUCCUUUCUGCUCUGAUUCUUGCAUCCAAGUAUCUUCAAGACCGGAACUUCUCGGCCCGUGCGUGGAGCAAGAUCUCUGGACUGAACACUUUGGAAAUCAACCAAAAUGAGAUGGCUUUCCUCUUGGCCGUCAACUGGCAGUUGCAUAUUACUGAUGCCGUCUUCCAACGCUGGACCGACAUCGUUCUCAAAUACACUCCCACGCAACCCCCGUCUGCGGGAGCAGCGUGUCCUCGACUUGCUGAGCAAUCGGCGAAUUGGAAAUUAAUAAUUCUUAAGCUCAACCCCGCGUUGGAUAACGUGGAUGGGAUCUCACCAUCGGUAUCUGCUAAGGAUAGGUCUAUGCCUCAUUCUAGCCCACGGUCGCUCCCACCAAUGGUUGCCGACCAUGCCACAUUUGGAUAUGGUUCGAAUGAAUCUACCCCAACUCCAAAGUACUACGCACCUAGUGUUAUGGAGCCUUGUCUUCCGACGAGCGCUCAGAGCAGACCCGCACCAGCCCCUGGCCUGCUGCCCACCCCAAGGCUGACGCCCCAAAGUUCCGGAUUCAACACUCCUGCAGUGAGUGCGGCUUCCUAUAUACUCGGCAAAUCGGCGAUGGGUUGCGCUAUGGCUCAGGCAUCAACUGCCAGCGUCUCGCAGCUGACGGAAAGAUGGCCAACCUCUUCGCCUCAAUCAUACGUCUGCCGCCGGUCCUCCUUGGCCAGCUCGGUCUCUUCAAUGUCCUCGCCAGAAUCAAUGGUCUCGGACACAUCAUCUCGGUCCUCUCGGUCCUCUUCGAUCUCAUCCGCCUCGUCUUUGAUGAGCGCGCCGAUCUCCACGAAACUGGAUGUUCAGGCGCGCUGUCGCUACGCGAAGCUGUGCAGUGAGAGACAGACACGGACCGUCAUUGCUCCCGUCCCAGAAUACGGCGAUAAUGGCCCAACCUCAUCGCCAGAGUCCUACACCGGCCCAGUUGGCAAGGACUUUGUUGAUUUAUCGCUGGAUACUCCAUUGGCAAAAAGAGACCUUGACGCGGAUUUCUUCUCGAAGGACGAAGAAGCCGCCCGUGCUCUACAAGAACUUCACAACCAUCCCCGGUCUGUAGACUCUCCAAGUAGAGCUGGCGCGAAACGUAGUCGCCCCCAAUCAAUUGAUAACUCUCUGCAAGAAAAUGUUAGAGAGAUGUUGAGCGGCCGUUAUGAGUCAACCGCGAGUAAUUGGUCCGAGAACCUGACCAGGUCACGUGCUCUGCGUGUGACCUCAAGUCUUCAACAAGUCGGUGUCGAAUCGACAUCCAGUGCGUCAGUCGGACGGAAACGCGUGUGUUGCGCGACAGAAGCUACGCGGAGUCUCCCGCAAUCAAAUAACCUUCACCCAGCCCUAGGCGGCUUUGGCGGCCCAGGCAUGUGGGAAGGAAUACUUAAUUAA